This is a messenger RNA of Talaromyces rugulosus, 1659 nucleotides long. RefSeq lists its product as uncharacterized. Gene Ontology annotation, biological process: L-glutamate catabolic process. Gene Ontology annotation, cellular component: cytosol. The coding region runs from base 1 to 1659 and encodes 552 amino acids. Gene Ontology annotation, molecular function: glutamate decarboxylase activity; pyridoxal phosphate binding. The transcript is spliced from 5 exons. NCBI's taxonomy places the organism in Eukaryota, Fungi, Ascomycota, Eurotiomycetes, Eurotiales, Trichocomaceae. The record is from RefSeq and is a predicted model, not a curated record.
AUGGUGCUCUCUCUCAGUAUCGAUCCCGAUGAGCUCAUCAAGACACUAAGAACCACUCCGGAUAAAAACGUAAAAGCAAACAUCUACACCGAAAACGCCGUUGCCAGCACGACCCCUUACUCGACUCGCUAUUCCAGCAAGGAAUCUAUCCCCAAGUACCGCUUGCCCCAGAAUGGAGCUCCAGGCGACGUUGCUGCGCAGCUGCUGCGCGAUGAGUUGGAUCUCGACGGGAGACCGAAUUUGAAUUUGGCUAGCUUCGUCGGAACGUACAUGGAACGGCAAGCCAAUGUCCUGAUGGCCGAGAACAUCGCCAAAAACCUGGCCGAUGCCGAUGAAUAUCCUGCGCUCAUGGCCAUGCACUCCCGGUGCAUCUCCAUCCUUGCCAACAUGUGGGGAGCACAACCCAAUGAAAAGGCUAUUGGGUCCGCCACGGUUGGGUCUUCCGAGGCUAUUAUGCUGGGAGGCAAGGCAAUGCAGCGUCGCUGGCAGGAGAAACGAAGAGCAGCCGGAAAGGAUACUCAACGUCCCAACAUCUUGAUGGGCGCCAAUGCCCAGGUGGCACUGGAGAAGUUUGCAUGCUAUUUCGAUGUCGAGGCGCGCAUCCUGGAUGUCUCGGAAAAGAGCAACUUUGCUCUGGACCCAGACAUGGUCCGCAAAAACAUUGACGAGAAUACCAUUGGUGUCUUUGUCAUCUUAGGCUCGACGUAUACCGGCCACUUUGAACCCGUGGAAGAAGUCUCCAAGGUUUUGGACAAGUACGAGGAAGAAACUGGCCAUGACAUCCCCAUCCACAUUGACGGAGCGAGCGGUGGAUUUAUAGCCCCGUUCACAUACGCUGGUGCCGGUCAGAAAUGGAACUUUGAACUCCCAAGAGUCAAGUCAAUCAACACCUCUGGCCACAAGUUCGGAUUAGUGUACGCUGGACUGGGCUGGGUCCUCUGGCGAGACGAAUCCUAUCUCCCCAAAGACCUCAUUUUCCAGCUGCACUACCUCGGAGGCACAGAAGAGUCGUACACGCUGAACUUUUCUCGGCCCGGUGCCCCAGUCAUUGGCCAAUACUACAACUUUAUCCAUCUGGGAUUCAACGGAUAUCGAGACAUCAUGGAAAACUGUCUUGCCAAUGCCCGUCUUCUUAGCAAGGCCCUUGAGCGCACUGGCUGGUUCAAAUGCGUCAGCAGCAUUCACCAGCCCAUUAAAAAGUCGAAGACGGCGAAAGAUGUAGUGCUUGGGUCAAGCUCAGGCGAAACAUCUGCUGACUAUGCAGCUGGACUCCCAGUUGUGGCGUUCCACUUCUCGGACGAGUUCCAAAAGGACUAUUCUCAUGUCAAGCAAGAGAGCGUCAGCAUCCUGCUUCGAGCUAAGCAGUACAUCAUCCCUAAUUACCCCCUGCCUCCGACUGCAAACGAGAUUGAAAUUCUGCGAGUGGUCAUUCGAGAAAGCAUGAGUGCAGACCUGCUUGAGCGUCUGAUAAGCGAUAUUGUGGCUGUAACCGAGAGACUGGUUAAGUCGGAUCCCGUCGAUCUCUCCAAUUUGCAGACUGAGGCACAUCACACGCGAAUUGAACGUCACCAGCGUAAAUCCAAGGCACAUGAACAGCAAAAUAGCGGGAAAAAUUGGAUGAAGUCAAUGGGACAGGGCGUGCACAAGAGCGUUUGUUAA